Topomyia yanbarensis is the source of this 976-nucleotide messenger RNA. RefSeq lists its product as uncharacterized. The record is from RefSeq and is a predicted model, not a curated record. Bases 189 to 713 code for a protein of 174 amino acids. The transcript has 3 exons. Lineage: Eukaryota; Metazoa; Arthropoda; Insecta; Diptera; Culicidae.
AUUUCGAAUGUUCGUUUUUUGAAUUUUUAUUUUUGUAAUUUGUAAUUUUAUUGAGCACGAUAACCUGUUAGUACAGACUUUGAAUCAGGUCAAGGAAGUUGUUGUAAUUCAUAAUUUCAAUCUUUUGCUCUGCACUCUGUACUUUACAGCUUUAAAAGUUAUUUUUGCCACGUAAACCGCUAUUUAAAAUGGGUAAACCACUGACCCUUUCCGAAUACAGUAACUGGCUGCAGGCGCUCUGUGUUGAAAGUCUAGUGAUUAGUCGUACAGCUGUGCAGCUUGCAGAAAGGGCAGAGAAAAUCGUUUCCCUCAGAGAAAAAAUAUCGCUUCGAGUGCACGAGAAACGCCAGAAGGCAAAGCAGUUGGACGAACAAAUAGCACAGAUCACGCGAGAUACUCAAUCGGUGCGGGAAUGUUUGGCUGAUGCAGAAGCGAAACAUGCUAGACUUUCAGAGGAAAACGAAUCAUUAAAGCGGGAGUUGGUCGAACAAGAGGCUUCCGCACAACAGUGUUCUCAAAAUCUACCGGAUUUGGAAGAACGACGGAAGCUGCUGGAGCAGGAGAAGUCGGAAUUGGCAGCGCUCAAACAGUCCGUGGCCGAAGCUUUGGAUUGUACUAACGUGUGGGAUGUUCUACCGAUUUUGUUGGCUCCCUGCGACACAAACAGCAAAACGACGACGAGUACGAACUGGAGUAAACUUAUGAAGAAAUGAUAGUAUGCUUAUAGCACUAUUUACACCGAUCUGAUCCGUUUCAGUGACAAUGUAGUACCGUGUCCGUGCACGGUACUGAAACUGUUUGGAAUGGUGUAAAUUUGGCUUAUAUCAGAGGAUAUUGAUCCGCAUACAAAGUAUAAAACAUCAUCAUUUUAUAAAUUUGAUAACUAAUGACUAAUAAGUAUAGUGUAUGUUCUUGUGCGAUUAUUACUUUAGGUAUGUGAAAGUUGGAGAGUUUUCGUUUGAAUAAAAAAUAGAGA